Molecule: messenger RNA, 1059 nt
Organism: Penicillium hordei
Lineage: Eukaryota; Fungi; Ascomycota; Eurotiomycetes; Eurotiales; Aspergillaceae
Product: seipin
Exons: 4
Coding region: 1-1059 (352 amino acids)
Biological process (GO): lipid droplet organization; lipid storage
Cellular component (GO): endoplasmic reticulum membrane
Source: RefSeq, a predicted model, not a curated record
AUGGCGGACUCCGAAUUUGGAGAUGAGUCCGAAUAUGGCCUAUCUUCUGCCAGGGCAGUCAUCAUGGACGCGGUCCUCGCGCCGUUCCGCGCGCUGGUAUCCAAGUCCGCCUUACGGCUAUACCUGAACACGCUGAUGUUCAUGGGCGCCGCAGCAUUCCUAAUAGGAAUCUCCGCAGUUGCCUAUGGAGUCUUUUAUUUCAAAUUUAUCCCCACGGUCGGACUACAGCGCGAGGUCCAUCUACAAUUCGGCAAUGGCAACCCCUGGGGCACAGCAAACUUCGACUCUGAGUUCGUGGCUCUCCAGCCAUACGACGUAUCUGUGACUCUCGAACUACCACGCACACCCUCAAACCUCGAUACAGGCAAUUUCAUGCUCGACCUCACCCUCUUCUCCUCCCGCCCCGCGUCAUCCCUCCUACCCGGUCCGAAUAAUGCCCCCAUCUCGCAGGCCCGCCGCCCUGCUAUCAUGACCUAUGCUUCGCCGCUGGUGGAUGUUGCCCGCAGAGCAGCGCGUAUGCCGCUCUAUGUUGUUGGCUGGUACCGGGAGUCGGAGACGCUGGAAGUGCCCAUGAUGGAGCACCUUGAGUUUGCAAAGGGGGUGCAGAAUCUACCGCAGAGUCUGCGACUGGAGAUUCAAAGUGACUUGAAGAUGCAGGUCUAUACCGCUCGGGUAGAAUUCCGUGCCAGGCUUACGGGGCUUAGGUGGCUUAUGUAUCGCUGGAAGAUUACUUCUUUUGUUGUUUUCAGCUCUCUAUUCUGGUCUGUCUCCAUACUCUCUGCUGGCUUGACGUGGCUGGCGAUGGCUUGGGUUUUGGGGACUGAGCCUAAGAAUGAGAUUAAGGAGGAGCCGGAAGACUCUAUCAAAGAAGAUACUGAGGAGCAGGAUACUUCUGAUGAAUCUUCCGAGGUCAAAAAGGAGGAGCCGGAAGAGCAGGAAAGGAGGUUGCUUUCUAGUUAUCCGGCUGAGGGGGAUGAAGCUGGUACAGGCUCUGGACUAGAAAGCGCGGAAGCUCGUGGAGUACAGAGACGGCGGAGUCAUUUGACAGAAACAGAUUGA